CGUCAAAAUGGCGGCAUAGGUUGGCAACACUAGAAAAACUAAAAGCUUCUGAUGUCUCUUUCUCAAUAAUGAAAAUUAAGGAAGUAUUUCAAUAUGGCUGCUGAUACCCAAACAACACUUGCUUUUAAUGCCUUUCAAACACAGUUAAAAACUCUUUGUUUGAAAGAAUUUCCUUGUGGUCCCGGAAAAUGGAGGGAGUCAACUACGAAAGCAGCAAAGCCAAAGAAGAAGUCUGUCAGCAAAAUUGAAAGCCAAUUUUCUGUCACAUUAAAAGACUUUGGUGCACAGCAUGAAAAAACAGAGACCCUCCAGGAGUAUGUUGGGUCAGCACGGUCACCAUGGAGCUUGGAUUAUAGCUGGUCCCAGGAAGCCAAGAAGUUAAGAGAGUUGGCAGUUAAAUCCCCAUGGCUCAUAGAUGACAGCUUUGUCUUUAACUACUUUAAAACUUUGAGAAUCGUGAAUAAGAAUGUGACAGAGAUAGAUGCAAACCUACUGCGCUUCCACAACCUGGAGGAGCUGACUGUGAGCUGUAACCUCAUCUCCUCCAUCAACGCCAACAACCUACCAGCUAACCUCAAGGUGCUGGAAGUGUGUGCCAAUGAGGUGAGUGACUUGUCAUCCCUGUGUGAAAAGCCCCCACGCCUCAUACACCUUGGCCUUGGCUACAACCGCAUCUCUGUCAUUGGAGACUAUCUCACAGGACUUUACUGGCCGGAGCUACUGUCACUGGAUUUGAGUAACAACAACCUGAGUGACCUGCUGGACAUUGUGCAGAAACUGGGCUCGCUGCCAAAACUGCGCAACCUCAUCCUCCAGGGAAACCCCCUAGCUCUAAUCCCUGGUUACCGUGGCUACACAGUAGACAGCUUACGGAAGCUAAAUGUCCUAGAUGACAUCAUGAUAUCGGCAGACGAGAGGCAUUACUUCAAGGGUCUAGCCAGGAGAAGAGAGCACAUCCUGGAUGAGGCCAAGCUUCUGUUCUCAGUUUCGUACAUCAAGGGGAUACCUAUGCCAGAUGAGAUUAAGAGCCCGGAGGAUCAGCCUGAGUUCCCGGUUGUAGAGAGGAAGUACUUUGUGCAGUUCAUGUUCUUGGCUGACACUUCUGUGAGACCAGAGCCCGAUCAGACUGCCGGCGAAGAUGAACUGGCUGACAUUGCAGAGCUGUCCGCCCUACAGUCAGACAGGACAGUACCUACAUCAGAGCGAGAACAGAUGGAUGCCGUGGAGCCAGUGGAGAAGAACGUGUACUUUACUGAGGCCCCUGACAUCCUCCACACCAUUGAUCAUGCUGCUGUGAGAGAGCCGACCCCGGAGCUGCAGGAGAAACAGAAGGCUGAGGGCGAUGAGGAGGAGCAGGCCAGCACAAUUAAGCUGUCGGCGGUUGAUUCUGUGAAGCUGCCGUGGUCUGAGGAGGUAGAGUGUAACUGGAUGUCAGCAGUUGUCAGGGAUGACCUCAUCGCCCUGCGAGACUUUCUAAAACAGGGCAUGCAGGUCUCUGUGCUUGAGGAACUGACAUUAGCCUAUCCUAUAAUCCCGGAGGAGACAGCAGAGGUGGCCCAAGUGCCCAAGAGUGGGAGUGCGCAGUCUAGGCAGUCAAGUCGUAUGAGCCGAGCUUCCAGGAAGUCAAAAUCGUCAAUGAAGAGUCAGGCGGUGGAGGGAUUCCCCCUUGAUGCCUCCACUCCGGUUGCUGGAGCCAAACCUGCAAAGAAAGAUAAAAAAGAAAAAGAUGAGAAGACAAAAAGUGGCGGCAAGGACGGCAAGGACAAGGGGGACAAGAAGAAGAAAAAGGGUGAGCCUGAGCAGGAAUUGAAGCGUAACCCCCCAACGUACACCACCCUCGCCUCCUGGCAUGUGCCUCUAGCGGAGUUCCUGGAGGGGGAGUUUACGUACCAGGGUGUGUUUUCCCAGGGACACGUAGAGAUAGCUUCUACCGUCAAGAGUCUUGACUUUGAAAACAGCAGAAAGAACUCCAAAUCCCGUACAUCCGGAAGAGGGUCUAGCAGAAAUUCUAGAAAAGAUGGUGCUAGUUCAUCUCGUCGACCAUCUCGCUCAUCUCGCACGGGUCUCCUUGAUGACAAGAAAGCAGACCCAAAAGAUAAAGGCAAAAAACCAACUUCAGCUGGCAAAAAGAAAGAAGACCCAAAAGACAAGAGUAAAGAGCGUAAAGGCAGUGCAGCCAAGGGUGGUAAAGCUGAUACCAAGGGGGACAAGAGUGGGAAGGGCGUUAAAGGGGGAGUCGCUGCCCCUGAAGAAGAGGAGGAUGCUGGACCACCACCGCCACUCGAGAUCCAUGUGGAAGUAAACCUGCACCACUGGAAGACAGCCAUGGACCUGCUGAAGGAUGAGGAGGAGAGGAACAAACCUCCAACUGAAGAGCAACAGGAAGUCUGAGGAACUUUGGGUACAAAAACCCACAUUUCUGACUGAGUAGUGACUGGCAUGGACUAAAGUCCUUACACAAAAAUAUUUUAAAUUAAAACAAAACAUAUUUUUGUUCCUAUACUAAGUUUAAUUUAUCAAUAUAAUAACUGUUGAGUGUUUAUUUUGAUUAUAAAUUAACUUUUUUUGUAUUGUAUACUGUUACUAUUUUAGAUGUUUGUAAAAUCUAAGUCCUUGUUUGUUUCUGGAAAGUAGGGUCAUAACAAAUUAUAAAUUUAAUGGUAGCAUAAUGGACUUUUACAACAUUGCCAAACUAGAUUGGAUAGUAACUUAUUUAACAGCUUCAGCAAAAGACAUACAAGAUGAAAAGUGCUGACACUAUUGAAAAGCAAAGUAUAUGCAGAAUUAUUGUGUUUCACAUAUUGUAAAACCAAGGUUUUUCUAAUUUUUUUCAAUGAAAUUUGGAGUAAAUGUGUUUUUGGGGAUUCUGCAACAGACACUGUAAGAUUUUGCUUAUAAAUCAAAGAAAAAAAAAUUAAGGAAAAAAUGGUUACUAUUAAAAGAUUUGUUCCAUGUGAAGUCAAACAUUGAAGAAAAUUUUAAAAAUUAUUUCUUUUUGAUCAAAUGCAUUGCCUUAUUUCAGAAUAUCCAAACAAAUACAUACUUAGUUUUCAAACGUUGGGUUUGUCCAUUUUGAGGAAAAUUGGAUUUUUAACUCAACUAUUCAAAAUGAAAUGACCCAAACCUUUUAUGGAUAUGUCAGAUCAGAUUUAACACAUUUCAACCAAUUUUGAUUUUGAAUGAAAAACAAAUGUUUAUCACCAUAAUCUUGGUUCUUGAGUAAGUAAAACUCACAAUAAUUGUAUUACCUUGUAAUAUGUAUAAAUCAUUACAAUUACAAGUCGUAGAAGCCAGGAGGUUUCUGUUUUAGUUUUAACAAUGUGAUUAUGGACACAUUUACACAGGUGUUGCCUCCAGUUGUGUGAUGUUUAAUUGUCUGUGAUAUAAACUUUAUCAAAAUGAAAUGUUUUAUGUAACUUUUUUAAUCAUAACAUUUUAUACUUUGUUGCAAUGAAAUUUUAAUGACAUAAAACAGAUUGUUUAAACUGG
Messenger RNA from Mya arenaria, 3489 nucleotides. RefSeq names its product leucine-rich repeat-containing protein 43-like. The transcript is spliced from 22 exons. NCBI's taxonomy places the organism in Eukaryota, Metazoa, Mollusca, Bivalvia, Myida, Myidae. Gene Ontology annotation, molecular function: protein binding. The record is from RefSeq and is a predicted model, not a curated record. Bases 94 to 2391 code for a protein of 765 amino acids.